Messenger RNA from Alternaria burnsii, 963 nucleotides. RefSeq names its product 3-hydroxybutyryl-dehydrogenase. Lineage: Eukaryota; Fungi; Ascomycota; Dothideomycetes; Pleosporales; Pleosporaceae. Gene Ontology annotation, molecular function: NAD+ binding; oxidoreductase activity, acting on the CH-OH group of donors, NAD or NADP as acceptor. The transcript is spliced from 2 exons. The record is from RefSeq and is a predicted model, not a curated record. Gene Ontology annotation, biological process: fatty acid metabolic process. The coding region runs from base 1 to 963 and encodes 320 amino acids.
AUGUUUUCUGUAGCUUCAAGACAGGUCGCCCGAUGCGCAGUGAGGCAGCAAUGCCGUGCCUUCAGCUCGACCCCCUCUGUGGGGGCUGCUGCUGAGGUCAAGAAACUGGGCGUCAUUGGAGCAGGUCAAAUGGGCCUUGGAAUAGCUCUCGUAGCAGCACAGAAAGCCUCUGUACCAGUCCGGUUAAUUGACAAUUCCCAAGCAUCAAUCGACAAGGGCCUAAAGUUCGCGGACAAGCUUCUCGAAAAGGAUGUCGGAAAGGGCAGGAUCUCCAAAGAUGAUGCCGUCGCAGCAAGAGAGCGAUUAACGUCUAGCACCUCAAUGGACGACCUCUCAGACGUCGACUUCGUAAUCGAGGCGGUACCAGAGAUCCCAGACCUCAAACACAAGAUCUUCUCCCAACUCGCACAAAUCUGCCCAUCACACGCUAUCCUAGCCACCAACACCUCUUCCAUCUCGAUUACCAAGAUCGCAGCAAGUACAACCACCGACCCAACCGAUCUCUCGGCCUCAUCGCGUGUCAUCAGCACACACUUUAUGAACCCGGUCCCCAUUCAAAAAGGCGUAGAAAUCAUCACUGGCCUCCAGACCUCACAAGACACCGUCGAUACCGCAAUUGCUUUCUGUGAGAGGAUGGGCAAGAUCGCUUCCAAGUCCGCCGAUAGCCCAGGUUUCCUCGCGAACCGCAUUCUUAUGCCGUACAUCAACGAGGCCGUCAUCUGCUUAGAGACCGGCGUAGGUGCCAAGGAGGAUAUUGAUAGUAUUAUGAAGAACGGCACGAACGUACCUAUGGGCCCGCUUCAAUUGGCGGAUUUCAUUGGUAUCGACACGUGUUUGGCCAUCAUGCAGGUUUUGUAUCAUGAUACGGGUGACUCCAAGUACAGACCCGCUGUGCUGUUGAAGAAGAUGGUGGAUGCAGGGUGGUUGGGAAAGAAGAGUGGGAAAGGGUUUUAUAACUACUAG